Molecule: messenger RNA, 1336 nt
Organism: Pelodiscus sinensis (Chinese soft-shelled turtle)
Lineage: Eukaryota; Metazoa; Chordata; Testudines; Trionychidae
Product: C-type lectin domain family 4 member D-like
Source: RefSeq, a predicted model, not a curated record
CAGAGGUUUUCCAUUCCCAGCCUCUCUUUCCCCUCAAUGCUGUGAGGGGGGUGGCACAGUUUCCUGAGGAAGAACUUGUGACUGGAAAGUAUCACCCGUUGGCUCUAAGGAAUUAAAAGGACAGGUUUUAAAAUAUAUAAAGAACUCAGUCCACACGGUCGGAAUGGCAUCAGAGAUCAUCUAUGCCGACGUGAAGUUUAAGAAUGCACCACCACCUGCAGAGGCCACAGCACACCCAGUGAAGAGCACUCCCCAAAAGCCCAACCGGUGGCUCCCAUGGUUGAUUGCUGCACUGUUGCUGUUGCUGGCUGUCUCUCUUCUCAUUGCCCUGGUUGUUACUCAUGUUGGCCUCGGGACAAGUCAAAGUUGUGAAGAGUACAAGUUGGUGAGGAAGUAUGUAAAAAAGAGGAACUGUGUUGAAGAAGAAACUGAAGGAAAAGGGCAAGUCUGGACAUGCUGCCCCAGCGGCUGGGAGACCUUUCAGGCCAGCUGUUACUACUUCUCUAAUGACACCAUGACCUGGGAUGACAGUGAGAGGAACUGCACAGGGAUGGGCUCUCACCUUGUGGUGAUCACCACAGGAGCUGAGCAGGAUUUCAUCCUCACUCAGAUAAAUGGAACAGUUACAGACCUAAAAGGAAGAAAUUACUGUAUUGGUCUGAUUGAUCGGAAUAAGAAAGGGCAGUGGUCCUGGGUGGAUCAGACACCAUAUAAUGAUACUGCAGUGUUCUGGAGACCUGGAGAACCCAGUAAACACGACAAUGAGAAUUGUGCUGUCAUGCAUGUGUCAGGAGAACAAAACACAAAUGGAAACAGAAACUGGAAUAAUGUCCCUUGUUUCAAUACAUUUCAUCGAAUUUGUGAAACGGCAGCACUUAGAUUUUGAGAGCAGAAACCCAAUCCUGGACAGGAGGCAGAAAAGUCUGCUCAUCUCUCACUUGGGGUCAUCUCACAGAGAGAUCUGACGGUGAGAGAGGGGGAGGAAGAGGAGAGGUUGGAAAAGCCCUGGGCUAUUAUGUCAUUGGAGUAGGUGGUAGAGGAUAAUGUUGAGGCACAAACUCACACACUACAUCUAUUUUGAAGAAACUUGAAAACUGCUGAAAAUAUCUUAAGUGGAACAAGCAAAAUGCAGUCAGCUCUGCCCUGUGAUGUCAUUGAAGCUCCCACGUAGUUGGUGAAAGAGACAGGCUGGAAAAGGAAAGACCUGCGGGUUUGCCAUGCAAAAUGUUGUGGAGAGGUUUCCUAUUCAUAUUAACCUUCCCAGUGCUGGUCAAGGUAACAACUUACAGGGUACGUCUAGAUUACAUGCCUCCGUCGAUGGAGCCAUGUAGAUUAG